AUGACCGCACCUGAAGGGCCUGGUGACUGCACUGCGUCACGACCACACCUGAAGGGCCUGGCAGACUGCACUGCGUCACGACCGCACCUGAAGGGCCUGGCGGAAGGCACUGCGUCCCGACCGCACCUGAAGGGCCUGGCGGACUGCACUGCCUCACGACCGCACCUGAAGGGCCUGUCGGUCUGCACUGCCUCACGACCGCACCUGAAGUGCCUGGCGGACUGCACUGCCUCACGACCUCACCUGAAGGGCCUGGCGGCCUGCACUGCCUCACGACCUCACCUGAAGGGCCUGGCGGACUGCACUCCCUCACCACUGCAACUGAUUGGCCUGGCCGACAGCACUGCCUCACGACCGCACCUGAUGGGCCUGGCCGACAGCACUGCCUCACGACCGCACCUGAUGGGCCUGGCCGACAGCAUUGCCUCACGACCGCACCUGAUGGCCCUGGCCGACAGCACUGCCUCACGACCGCACCUGAUGGGCCUGGCCGACAGCACUGCCUCACGACCGCACCUGAUGGGCCUGGCCGACAGCACUGCCUCAGGACCGCACCUGAUGGGCCUGGCCGACAGCACUGCCUCACGACCGCACCUGAUGGGCCUGGCCGACAGCACUGCCUAA
Schistocerca nitens (vagrant locust) is the source of this 624-nucleotide messenger RNA. RefSeq lists its product as uncharacterized. The coding region runs from base 1 to 624 and encodes 207 amino acids. The transcript has a single exon. NCBI's taxonomy places the organism in Eukaryota, Metazoa, Arthropoda, Insecta, Orthoptera, Acrididae. The record is from RefSeq and is a predicted model, not a curated record.